GGGCGUGGUUUUAAACGGUGAAAGUUCACAACGGAGCGAGAGAACACGGAAGAUGUCGACGUCUACGUCCGGCGACACUAAAGCAGUGGUUCGCCGUGCUCAGGCAGGAGCCGUGGUGAGCGCCUCCACAUCCUCCACCAGGAAGAGACCGCCGAAAGCGGCGCUGGAGGAAGACGAAUUCACUGACGCCCUGACGAAGAUAGUGAGGCGGGAUUUCUUCCCCGACAUAACCAAACUGGAGGCUCAGUUGGAGUUCAUUGAAGCCUCAGAGACCAACGACUAUGAGCGACUCAGAGCCAUCUCAGAGAGAUUUCCCACCGCCAUUCGCACCCCUAACCCAAGUGCUGCCCCAGCAGCCACUCCGUCGACAUUUGAGACACCUCUCCACACAGCAACACCGCGAGGUACCGGAACCCACUCCUCCUCCUCCACGGCAGAGGGACGACGCUCAGCUACGACCGGACAAGAAGAGGCUCCGGACGCAAAGAAACAGCAGCGUCCCGAAGACUACACUCUCGACAAGUUUUUCUCCAAGUUUGAAAGCGAGGACGAUGCGUCGUUCUCUGAUAUAAUGGAGAAGGCGAAAGCCCAGCGCAGGGCCAAGCACGCCUGGGUGUAUGAGAAGGAACAAGAGUAUCGUCACAGUCUGGCCGCUCCUGAACCAACACUGGCCAUUACCGACGGAACCGAGGGAGGGGGGGAGGGUGAGGGGACCGGUAAGGCUCUGGUGGCGGUUUCCGAACCAGAGAGAAGCGGCGUAAAAAGCUGGACAUACACGGCAAAGAACUCGCUCAUGUACAUCCCGGAUGGACUGGAGAGAAGCACACUGGAACAGAUAUCAGAACCGGACAAGAGGAGAGAGGUGGUUCAUUCUAACACGAGACUAUCGGGGGCCUUUCUCCGCCGUCUACACGGAGCAGCGAGGGAGAUGGGGGCAGGGGAAGGAGAGGGAGGAGGGAUAAGUCGAGAUAAAGUCGGUGUGGAUGGGAAGGUACUUGACCCAACUGCUUCCCCACAGGUCAAUGGAUAUGGAUUUGUAGCCACUCCUCAAAUACAACCAGGUGUUGAUGCCUCUCCGCUGAUGACGUGGGGGUCGAUAGGGGGAACCCCUGUUCAUUUGGACACUGACGUGGUCCCGGGGCCUGGUCCGACGUUCAAAAUCCCGACAGUCCCACGUCGCGAGGAGCUGGCUCACCAACUGGCCGACAAGGCUACCAAGUCCACCAGGGAGAGGAGAAAGGCGGCUGCAGUGGCUGCAAGCCCUGCACUGUUGAGAAGGAGACUGGGCACGCCAUCGACUCCCUCAGAGAGACUCCAACUGCUCUCUCCGGCCGCUCGCAAACUCGUCUCGCGAGCUGCCACCCCAGGCAGUGCCAGAGGUGUGGACAGAGAACUUCGACGGAGCUACACACCCCAGCAGAGUAGUCGCACCCCGUCCUCUACUCCAACCUCUACCCCACGACCACACUCCGCCAGGCGUGGCACUGUCGAACGUGCUGCUACUCGUACUCUGCCUAGAAGAAUCGUGAUCAUGGGAGCAAAUCUAUCGUACCCUGUGGUGGAUCUGGGCGGGAAAGUGGCGCUGGUGACGGGCGCCAACACGGGCAUCGGGUACGAGACGGCCAAAGCCCUGGCAGGCAUGGGGGCCCACACCUUCGUCACCUGUCGCUCGCAGGAUAAAGCCGCCGCAUGCGUGGAAAGUCUAAAGACGGAUCUGUCGAAGGAGAAGGAAGGGUUGGAGGCGAGCGUGGAGGGACUAGCCCUGGAACUUGGGUCGCUACGCUCAGCCCGGGACUGUGCAGACGCCUUCAAGGCAAAGAACCUUCCCUUGCACCUCCUGGUCAACAAUGCUGGAGUCCUAACUGAACAACUUUCUAAAACAGACGACAACCACGAGUCAAUGUAUCAGGUGAACCACCUGAGUCCAUUUCUGCUGACCCUGGAGCUCCUCCCGAAACUGCUGGAGACAGUGGGCGGGGCAGAGGGAGGAGGGGAGGGCCGUGUGGUGUGGGUGGCAUCUGUGGCUCACGAGGAAGGUCGCUGGAAUCCCGACAACCUCGACGCCGAGGUCUCCUUCAACUCACAGACCUUCUACAGGAACUCCAAGCUCUAUAAUGUGAUGACAUCAUUCAGUAUACAGAGGAGACUGAAGGACACAGGAAUAACAGUGUCUUCUCUCCACCCUGGAGUGAUCAAGAGUGACCUAUGGAGACAUAUGGCCGACAGCAGAAACCUCGUGCACAACCUCUUUUCAAAGAUCGGACCAUAUUUCAUGCGUAGUGUGAAGGAAGGAGCGGCCACCACCAUCAACUGUGCAGUGAACCCUGAGCUAAACAGUGGCCAGUGUUUCUACUAUUCUGACUGCUCCCCUACACAGCCCACUGUAAUUGCCAGGAAUGAGCAAUGUCAGGAGGAGUUAUGGGAUAUCAGUAUCAAAGCCAUACGACAGUACCUCUCUCCUGAGGUGUUGGAGAAAUACGGAGCUGCCCGUCCUCCUACUAGCAACAGCAGUGGUAGUGUUGCUGUAGAGGAGGGGAGCUCACGAUUACCUGUCGCUGGAGUUGAGACUACAGCACCAGUAACAGUAGAUGGAGAAAGAGGAGAGGAAGGAGGGGGAGAAGGGGAAGUAGAAGAAAGGGAGGAAGGAGGAGAGGGAGAAGGAGGGGAAGAAGAACAGAGCACGUCCCUUGAGCCUUCCACUGGCGAUGCCGAUGACACUGAAAAAUGACCAAAUAUUAUUGUAGCAUAAUAUAUAGUGGUUUUUAAACUGUGUGUGUCUAUCUCAGUCUUCUGGAUGUGUAAGUUUCACGGAACAGACGACAUGUUUUGAGCGCAUCCAGCUGUACGAGUUGUCCAAUUUAAACACAUUUUCCAGUCUUUUCGCAUGUGUGGCUCCCAGUUACUAGGUAGAGAUGACUGUUCACUCGGCUCAGUGGGACCUGUAGGAAAGACUAAUUUCAUUGUUCUCCCCCCAAAACAGAGAUCCAUGCUGCAUGGCUUGCAAAGCUCACGAUCUCCAGUGGAGGGUUCAGCCCAUCUUCCAGGGUCAAGCCAAAGGCAAUGUCAUAUUCAAGUGACUGAAUCUCCCACUUGAGUAUGGUGGCUGGUUUCUCCACUUGGUAGGACACAGUGUGAGAUUUGUUCCUCCACACCCCAAGAUGUACCCUCUCUGCCUCCUCCUCUCCCCUCUCUAACUCCCGACGAAAGUAGUACUCUUCCGGAACAAGAC
Messenger RNA from Geodia barretti, 3229 nucleotides. Lineage: Eukaryota; Metazoa; Porifera; Demospongiae; Tetractinellida; Geodiidae. The record is from the annotation of a GenBank genome assembly.